ACUGCUUUUCUUCAGGCAACUCGACAACACAGUUUUAUAUUAUCCCAGCUAUCGUUAUUUUAACUGAGCAUUAACGCUUCUUAUUUUACAAGUACGAGAAGGUCGGUUUGUACUGUGUACUGUAACGCUGCGAGUGUGGUAAGACAGGUUAUAAAUAAUAACUUUAAGAGUGGGAUGUUCCCCAUAGCUGUGAUAAGAAUGAGGAAACACCAGCGUCUCUCACUGAUUUGUUUGUAAGCACAGCACAGUGCACACGAGUCUCUGGACACAACUCUGUGUCCGAGUUCAGCAUCGUGCCUCCAGAUCGGCGGUCCGAUGGCAGACCCGUCAGACUCCAACACCACGACAGGGACAAAUAGCAGUGAUGAGGCAAACACACAGUACAUCGCCUUUCUUCUGGUGCCCUUCUUCUUUCUGCUGGGGCUUCUGGGGGUCCUCAUAUGUCACAUACUGAAGAGAAAGGGCUACCGUUGUACAACUGAGACAGAUGAAGACGAGGAGCUGGAGAAAGAUGAAGAUGAACACGAAGUGGAAAAAGAUCCAGAAAAAGGAGACCUGAACGAAACCUUUAGUGAGUGCAACGCCGACACAGUAGGACAAAUUGUUCAAUACAUCAUGAAAAAUGAAGCCAACACUGAUGCACUCAAAGCCAUGGUUCAAGAGAGCAUUGACUCAGAAGGUGCCCCAGUGACGCCCACCUCUCCAAACACGCCCACCUCUCCAAACACGCCCAACAGCCCCUUGAGCCCUGCGCUGCCAGGAUUUUUACCCAGCACGGCCAAACACACCUGUAACCACCUGCACACCAUCGGAGGAGCCAGCGGACAUAAGAACAUCUGCAACCGCUGCAACCAAAAAAAAUGGCCUCUCAUGAGACGCUUGUCCAGCAAGAGGAUAGACAGACGCAGUCACAUGGGAGAGGUCACAGUGUUGUCUGUGGGCAGAUUCCGGGUGACAAAGUGUGACCCCAAAUUGGCCCGUGAUAGGCGGACCCUGCUGAUCACUGAGCCCAAUGGGAGUGUCCCUUCAUCCCCUGCUAAGGCUGACCCCCCUGCACUUAGCACAGGUGCACAGUCUCAGGUGAAGGGUGACGAUGCAAAGUGAUAACCAGAGUUUCUGACAGGUUCUCAGGCAACAUUUUAAAAAGAUUUUAAUCUGGAAGUCACACUUCCAGUAAAGAGUACGAUAGACACGAGAACGGAGGAAUAAAGAAGGAUGUCGGAAAAUGACGCACAACCUCCAAACUGUCGUGUGGCGUGUCAGUUGUGGAAGGAGAGAAGCCAUUUUACAUAGGUUAACCUGUCACCAUGACAACCAUCAUUUCACAGACACAGACAACCAUCAUUUCACAGACACAUCAAUGACUAAAGCGUGUCAAUGGUUAAUCAAACCAGGCACUGUGGUAAGAUAUCAUUGUCGUGUGCCUCUUUACACCACUCCUGGAAGGAAGAAGUGUCUUCUUUUGUUUCCUCUUUUUAUUUGCAAGCUGUGAUACAGACGUGAAAACAGAGCCAUGAGAUUUCUUACUGUUUACAAUCCAAACGAUGUUUUGUUUGUUUGUUUUAACCAGCUUUUGACAUUGGAGUACAUGUGCUCAUCACUGAAUACACCCUUUUUCACCAUUGGGUUUUAUGACUUUAAAUUAUCUAUUAACAUUUGUGCGUAAAUCAAUGUAAUUGCAUGUUUAUCUGCUUAACACAUUCAUUGACUGGUGGUGUAUUCUGUAAUGUCUUAAUUGGUCACUUAAUGCAUCGCUGUAAUUAUUGCUUUAUUUCACUAGUCUCCCAAAAACACUGUGGUUCACAAUUGUAAAAUGUUUUUUAUGGUCAUGAAAAAGCAUCAGUGUAACUUGCAUGCUUUUUCAGCACUCCAGAUGCUAGCAUAAUGUAUGUCUCAAGUAUAAACGAGAAAAGACAAUUUCUUCAUUAUACUUACUUAACAUAAUUGUAGUUAAAUGUAUGGAACCAUAUAGGCAACAAGCACAAUAAUUUAAGGCUUUUACUAGUUGUGUGGAAUGGGAUCGGAGCAUUUUAACCAAAACAAAUUCUCAAAUAUAGAUUUCAAAUGUUGUAGAUUGCCUAAUAUUAUUAGGUUUUUGCCAUUUGUUUUUUUUUAUUUUACAGCCAGCAUUAAAACGAAAACCUAUUAAACAGCAAUCUAGAUUUUUAUAUUUGCUUGCACAAUAGCAGUCAGUAGUUUGUUUAAAAGCCUUGCUGUUCAAACUGCCUUUGAAGGAAUUCAGACUGAAAUACUGUACAGAAAUAGUCUUUAUUGAGAAGACAAAGAACAAAUGUAAAAGAAAAAUGGAAGACUUGCAGAGGUAUGUAUCGAAUUGUUAAAUGUAAAUGCAUAUGAUGAGUGCUUAAAUCUUUUAUAUGGAGAAUUUAUACAUUAAAAAAAUUAAACACA
Molecule: messenger RNA, 2409 nt
Organism: Triplophysa dalaica
Lineage: Eukaryota; Metazoa; Chordata; Actinopteri; Cypriniformes; Nemacheilidae
Gene: rell1
Product: RELT like 1
Exons: 7
Coding region: 316-1104 (262 amino acids)
Biological process (GO): positive regulation of p38MAPK cascade
Cellular component (GO): plasma membrane
Source: RefSeq, a predicted model, not a curated record